AAAACAUUAACAUACGGGUGUUUUAAAUAUGGCUGCGCCCAGUAAAGCAAACAUAGUAUUAUUUCGCACGGAUUCAAGUCUUCUUUCGAAGCCCGUUGAGUAAUUACCUGGCGACAAACAGUAUGGAUGACUAUCGCCAUGAGUUGGCCGGAGUGAAGAAGGAGCUCGCGGAAGUUGAAGGUCAGCUGCAGCUCCUGCUGGACAGACAACAUCAGCUGGCGGAGAGGAGGAGCGACCUUGAGGCCAUCUUGAAACAACAGUCAGAGCAGUCGAACCAGCUGGACGACAAACAAUGGGAGACCAAAGAUUUUGCCUGGUCAAAGGAGUUGGAGGAGAAGAUGCAAUCGGUGUUCGGGAUCCGGGCGCUGCGUCCGAUGCAGCUACAGACGAUGAACGUCAGCAUGUCGGGGAAGGACUGUAUCCUCAUCAUGCCGACUGGCGGUGGCAAGAGUCUUUGUUUCCAGCUCCCAGCUGUUGUAUCAAAAGGUAUAACUCUGGUUGUCUCCCCUCUGGUAUCACUGAUGGAGGACCAGAUGAUGGCCCUAGAACAGUUUGGUGUGGAGGCAGCCAUGUUGAACGCCUCCGCCACCAAAGAACAUGUGAAAUACGUGCAGGACGCCAUGAUCGACAAGAAGGCGACCUUGAAACUAGUGUAUGUGACCCCUGAGAAGUUGGCGAAGAGUAAACGUUUCAUGAACAGGCUAGAGAAGAUGUACCAGCUCGGGCGGUUUGCAAGACUUGUCAUUGACGAGGUCCACUGUUGUUCCCAGUGGGGCCAUGACUUCAGGCCAGACUACAAAUUCCUUGGCAUCAUGAAGCGGCAGUUUCCCGAGGUGCCGAUCCUGGGACUGACGGCUACCGCGACAACGAAGGUGCUGCAAGACGUGAAGAAGAUCCUUGCCAUCCCAAAUUGUCACCUCUUCCGUGCAUCCUUUAACAGACCCAAUCUCUACUAUGAAGUUCGACCUAAGCCAUCAACUCAGAAAGACUCGAUGGAUGAAGUACAGGCCCUCAUCAACUCCAGAUUCAGGGGACAGUCAGGCAUCGUGUACUGUUUCUCCCGGAAGGAUGCUGAGGAGGUUACCAUAGAGAUGCAGAAGCGAGGCAUCAAGGCAGGGUGUUACCAUGGUGACCUGUCUUCCAAAGAGAGGAGCCGUGUGCACAAACUGUGGACAGCCAGUCAGAUUCAUGUUGUGGUAGCAACAGUAGCAUUCGGCAUGGGCAUCGACAAGCCUGACGUGAGGUUCGUCAUCCAUCACUCUCUGAGCAAGUCCAUGGAAAACCUUUACCAAGAGAGUGGGCGAGCAGGAAGAGACGACAAGCUAUCACACUGUAUUGUGUUCUUUCGCUUGGCUGAUGUGUUCCGGCAGAGUACCAUGGUGUUCACGGAACAGACAGGACUGGACAAUCUGUACGGCAUUGUGGGAUACUGUAUUGAUGCCAGCAGAUGUCGGCGGUCGGUGAUUGCCCGGCAUUUUGGUGAGGUGUGGGAAGCGUCUCAGUGUAACAGUAAAUGCGACCACUGUGACCAAGCAAGGUUAGUGACAGCCAACAAACGUGAUGUAACGCGUCAUGGCCAGAACAUCAUGAAGAUUCUAGACCAGGCCGCGUGUACAGACCAGAGAGUCACAGCCAUCAAACUGAUUGAUGCCUUAUAUGGCAAGGGUCAGGGGUCACUGAAGGUGAAAGGCCUUGACACCAUGUCAAUAUCCCGUGACAAGGCGGAGAGGAUUGUGGCCUACAUGCUGCUCCAUGCAUACUUGAAGGAAGAUUUCCACUUCACACCCUACUCCACCAUCAGCUACCUCCUCCCAGGUGCCAAGGCAGGUCAACUUCGAAGUGGAAUCUCAAAAAUGGCAAUGGAAUUCGAGACAAAGGUUGUAAGAACUAACUCCAGCAGCUCUCAAGGGAAGGGGAACAACUCUGCCACACCAUCCUCAUCGGAGGAACCAUCCCCAGCAAAAAAGAAAGAGCUUUCAAAGCCAAAACUGGCAACUAAACUGCAUAUACAACUAUCCCUACGCCCUUCUUCUCAUCCAUGCUUCAAGGUCUAACCCAACACCUGUGUAUUUGAUUAUCUCGAUUAUCAGACGACACAGAUUACAGUGGACGUAACAGCAAAAUAGCGGUGAAAACUACAUGAAAAGAUCACUAAAAAUCAGUAAAAAGGGUAAGCAUGUCAUGUCCUAGCGGUAACAGCUGCCACUCACACAAUUUGCUUAAAAAGUGUUUGUACAUUGCCUUCCAUGGGACGGUUGUCUUAAGCGAACCAGAGAAUUGAUCAGACAGAAAAUCCAGUGACACGAAGAAGAUAAAAACCGAUAUGUUAAUUUUGAAUUACGUCUGCUGUGUACAAGUGCAAACAGUGUGUUUGGAACGCAGCAUGGAUGCAUAGCCACAAUAUUGUUUUUGCUAUGAGUAAAUAAAUUUCUCGGUCAUAUUCAUUUGAUGUUAUUUUUGCCUACUUUUGACUGUCUAGUCAUACCGAACUGUACGUGUUUUGUGGUUUAAGUGACUUUCUCUUAUGAAGAAUCAUGUAUGCAAUUUAAAAUAUAAUCAUAACAGUGCACUCCUUUGGUAUCGAGAACAAUAUUGUAUUCAUAAAUAUUCUUAUUUAUAUGUCAGAUUCUGAAGUUAACAUACCUUAUGUAGUCUUAGAAUGACAUUUAGGAGUGAUGCACAUAAGGAAUAUGCCAAGUUCUUGAUUAUGAGGAACACAACGUUUUGGAAUAUAUACGUACUCCUUCAUAAGGUGAAUUAAUGCUAUGAAGCAGAGGACAUAUACAUGUACCUGCAAGAACAACAAACAUAAUUAAAUAACAAAGGUGAAACCCAACAGUUUUAUACUGUUUAUGUAUAACCUUAGAGCUUGACCUUCAAAGUGACAUUGACCUUCAAAUUUACGUCUUCGGUGGUUUGAAAAACAUUGAUUUUAGGCAUAUCUUUAAUGAUAUCCUAUAUAGGAAAGGUAUUUGCAAACGAUCAAAUGUAUGUGUUGUUUUAAGCUAUUAUUAGUGAAAUUAAAAUGGGAAUAAAAAAUUGCACAUUUUGACAAAAUGGGGGUCGGAUAACAAAUUACCAAUUUUUCAAAAAUUAUAAAAGUUAUGGGAAAUAUAAACACUGCCAUCUCAUCAAAACACGUGUCGGCUCAUUUCGAGAUACCAAAUGGCUUGUUUGAUAAUACCAAUAAUUCAUAGCAGUUCAUUUUCAAAUAAUUGGAAAAUGAAAAUAGAGCGAAAUUUACCACUGUUUUUUGCUAAUUGUUUAACUCAAUUUGUGAGAUGCUAUUAUUAAAACAUAAUAAUAAUUUAAGUCUACUUUGUGUAAACUUUCACAUUAAUGAUAAAAAUAAGGUCUCAAUGCAUACACUACCUUCUUAGGGGACUUUAUUUGAUUUUCUCUGUUUUUACAACAGAAAUGUGCAUUUAGACCCCGAAACAGUAUCUGCGACCAAAACAUUUGACCAGAACCAUAAUUUUCUAAUCGGGUGGAUACAAACAAACCAUAAAGAAAUAUUAAUAAUAAUAGUAAAGAGAGUUUGCUUGGUUCUUCUUAUGGGAAGGGGUAUGUCGGCAGCUUGAGGCUAUGUAGUGAUGAAAUACUCUAUUUAUGUAUCUCAUGACCUGAAAAGUGCCAUUUUCACUCAUGUCUGUGCCACUCAUAAAAAUAUGAAUUUAUCACGCCAUGAG
Messenger RNA from Haliotis rufescens (red abalone), 3689 nucleotides. Its product is annotated as ATP-dependent DNA helicase Q1-like. Gene Ontology annotation, biological process: double-strand break repair via homologous recombination. Lineage: Eukaryota; Metazoa; Mollusca; Gastropoda; Lepetellida; Haliotidae. Bases 123 to 2054 code for a protein of 643 amino acids. The record is from RefSeq and is a predicted model, not a curated record. Gene Ontology annotation, molecular function: 3'-5' DNA helicase activity; four-way junction helicase activity; nucleic acid binding. Gene Ontology annotation, cellular component: cytoplasm; chromosome. The transcript is spliced from 13 exons.